CGCCGCCAUUGGAAAGCAAGCGGAUUGAAAAUUAUUUGAUAGUUGCAAAAAUUUGACAAAAAGUGUGCUAAAACCUAAAUAAUCUGCAGAAAGGACUCAACCACGCUGCAUGCCAUCAUGUCUGCGUGUAUCGAGAUUCCCUUGCAGGAUACCGAUGAGGUCAUCGAAGUGGACCCGGAUCAGUUGCCAGAAUGCUCGGAGGUACUCAGCAUUCUACUGCAGGAGCAUGCUCCAUUGCAUGUGUGGGUUAAUGUCGCGCUGGCAUACUACAAGCAAAAGAAAACAGAUGAUUUUAUUACUCUGUUGGACGCGGCCCGCGAGAAGGGCACCAAAAACUAUCGGGACUUCGAAAAGGACCAAAUGCGUGCGUUGGACAUGCUGGCGGCACACUAUGUCCAGGAGGCGUACCGGGAAAAGUCCAAGGAUAAGAAGCGUGAGCUGUUCAUGAAGGCCACCAAUCUGUAUACCAGCGCUGACAAGAUCAUUAUGUACGAUCAAAGCCAUUUGCUGGGACGAGCCUACUUCUGCUUGCUUGAAGGCGAUAAAAUGGACCAGGCCGAUGCCCAAUUUAAUUUUGUCCUGAACCAGUCGCCUUCCAACAUACCCUCACUGCUGGGUAAGGCUUGCAUUGCUUUCAAUCGCAAGGAUUAUCGUGGCGCCAUGGUAUUCUACAAGAAGGCCUUACGCACAAAUCCCAAUUGUCCGGCAAACGUACGCAUAGGCAUGGCACAUUGCUUCCUAAAGAUGGGAAAUCCGGAGAAGGCCAAGUUAGCAUUCGAGCGCGCACUACAACUGGACCAGCAGUGCGUGGGUGCAUUAAUUGGUCUGGCGGUGCUGAAGCUGAAUCAACUGGAGCCAGAGUCCAAUAAGCUGGGAGUUCAAAUGCUCUCCAAAGCUUACACCAUCGACAAUGCCAAUCCAAUGGUACUAAAUCAUUUGGCCAAUCACUUCUUCUUUAAGAAGGACUAUCAAAAGGUGCACCACCUGGCCCUGCAUGCCUUUCACAACACCGAGAACGAAGCAAUGCGUGCCGAGAGUUGUUACCAAUUAGCGCGUAGCUUCCAUGCACAAAGCGACUACGAUCAGGCCUUUCAGUACUACUACCAAUCAACGCAAAUUGCGCCUGCCAAUUUUGUACUGCCCCACUACGGACUGGGACAAAUGUAUAUAUAUCGUGGAGAUACGGAGAACGCGGCGCAGUGCUUUGAGAAGGUGCUAAAGAUACAGCCGGGAAAUUAUGAGACAAUGAAGAUCUUGGGCUCGCUCUAUGCCCAUUCCAAUUCGCAGACCAAGCGGGACAUGGCCAAAACGCAUCUGAAAAAAGUCACCGAGCAGUUUCCAGAGGACAUCGAAGCGUGGAUUGAAUUGGCGCAGAUUUUGGAACAGAAUGAUUUACAGGCUUCACUUAAUGCGUAUGGAACAGCAUCGAGUAUAUUGCGUGACAAGGCCAAGUAUGAGAUACCUGCGGAAAUUCAAAAUAAUGUGGCCUCAUUACACUAUCGACUGGGAAAUCUGAAAAUGGCAAAAAGCACUUUGGAAUCGGCUCUGUCGCACGCCAUCUCGGAAAUGGACAAGGAUGUUAAAUACUACGAGUCUAUACAGGUAACCAUGAAGUACAAUUUGGCACGUCUGAACGAGGCCAUGAGCAGCUACGAUGUGGCCGACAAACUUUACAAGGAUAUCCUCAAGGAGCAUCCCAACUAUAUUGACUGUUAUUUGCGUUUGGGUUGCAUGGCGCGUGAUAAGGGCCUUAUUUUUGUGGCAUCCGAUUUCUUCAAAGAUGCACUCAACAUUAAUAAUGAUAACCCAGAUGCGAGAUCAUUGCUUGGUAACUUGCAUUUGGCAAAAAUGCAGUUUGCAUUGGGACAGAAGAAUUUUGAGACAAUUUUGAAAAACCCGGCUACCUCUACUGAUGCCUAUUCGCUGAUUGCUUUGGGCAACUUCUCUCUGCAGACGCUUCAUCAGCCAUCACGCGACAAGGAGAAGGAGCGCAAGCAUCAGGAAAAAGCACUUGCCAUCUACAAGCAGGUUCUACGCAAUGAUCCGCGCAACAUUUGGGCCACAAAUGGUAUUGGUGCUGUUCUCGCCCACAAGGGCUGCGUCAUUGAGGCACGCGAUAUAUUCGCUCAGGUGCGUGAAGCCACCGCCGAUUUCUGUGACGUUUGGCUGAACAUUGCGCACGUUUAUGUGGAACAAAAGCAAUACAUCAGUGCCAUUCAGAUGUACGAGAACUGCAUGAAAAAGUUCUUCAAGCACAAUAACGUCGAGGUCAUGCAGUAUUUGGCCCGUGCUUAUUUACGCGCCAACAAGCUCGUCGAGGCCAAGGCAGUACUGCUGAAGGCACGACGUGUGGCACCUCAGGAUACCGUGCUCUUAUUCAACAUUGCCGUGGUUCUAUCCCGCCUAGCCAUGGCCAUACUUAAGGACGAAAAGUCCACACUGGAAGUGGUCCUGCAGGCGGUACAUGAGCUGGAGUUAGCCCACAAGUACUUUCAAUAUCUGUCCGUGCACGGCGAUAAGGCACGUUUCAACAUCGAAGUGGCAGCCAUUGAGGCCAAUCAAUGCCAGGAUCUACUGUCACAGGCUCAGUAUCAUGUGGGUCGUGCACGUCGCAUAGACGAGGAGGAGCGCUCGCUACGUCGAAAACAGGAGGAGGAACGCGAGGCAUUCAAACUGAAACAGGCAGAACAACGAAAACGACGCGAAGAAGAGGCAAAAAUGUCGCGCGACCAAUUGUUGGCCAAGCGCCAGGAAUAUGUGGAGAAAACGAAAAAUUUGCUAAUUAUUGCCGAUGCUCCGACGGAAAAAGAACGCAAAAAGGGAAGCGGACGUCCACGCAAGGAUGACUACUUAUCGGGCAGUGAUAGCGAUGAUGGACCUAGAGAUGGCGCCGAACGACCACCCAAGAAGAAAAGCAAAGGCGAGCGCAAAAAGGGAAGUGGGCGGAAGCGAAAGGCGGAUAAAUAUGAGAGCGAAAGCGAUGAAGAGCGUCGUGGUGGUGACAAUUCCAGCAAAAAGAAGAAAAAGAAGCAACAACCCAUUAAGGAGUCCAAGGAGAAGCUGUCGGCUAAGCAGCGUCUCAAGAUUGUGUCGAAGGAAACGAUUUCAACAAGCGAAUCUGAGAGCGAAGGCGGUGGCAAAAGAAGUCGCAGUCGUAGCCGUAGUCGAAGUGAGAGUGGCAGCAGGAAAAGUCGUAGCGGCAGUCGAAGCCGCAGCGAAAGCGGCAGUAGAAAAAGUCGGAGUCGUAGCCGCAGUGAAAGUGGCAGCAGGAAAAGCCGCAGUCGAAGCCGAAGUGAAAGCGGGAGCAGGAAAAGUCGUAGCCGCAGUCGCAGUGGUAGUGGAUCUGGUAGUGAUAGCGGUAGUGAUCGUGGUCGAAAGCGCAAUCGCAGUGGCAGCCGAAGUGGCAGUGGAAGCGAUACCGGCACUAGAAAGAAACGCGCUAGAAAUCGCAUUGAGUCAGGUGGCGAAUCGGACGGUUCAAGAUCAAAAUCUGGCUCUCGAUCAAGAUCGAAAUCAAAAUCUAGAUCACACAGUAGAUCCAAAUCAAAAUCCAGAAGUCGCAGCAGAUCUAGGUCCGGAUCAAGAUCUCCGUCGGGUUCAAGGUCACGUUCGCCCACACGCAGCCGCUCCGCGACGCCAGCCAGCAAUUAAGACAUUCAUUUUCUACGAGUCCCGAAAAUUGGAACUUUUAAUCAUCUGCCAAUUUUCGGGCUUCGUAGUAAAUAACAACAUUUUACGUUUAAACUUAACAAUAAAUAUAAAUUGUAUAUUUAGUUUUGUUCACAAUUGAAGUCGCUUCAUAGAGCGCUACUAAAUAAAAUGCUGUUUCGACAAACGAAAGCAAUAUUUAUGGUGCAAGUUCAGGCA
Scaptodrosophila lebanonensis is the source of this 3867-nucleotide messenger RNA. RefSeq names its product RNA polymerase-associated protein CTR9 homolog (gene Ctr9). The transcript is spliced from 6 exons. Gene Ontology annotation, molecular function: RNA polymerase II complex binding. Gene Ontology annotation, biological process: regulation of DNA-templated transcription. Gene Ontology annotation, cellular component: Cdc73/Paf1 complex. NCBI's taxonomy places the organism in Eukaryota, Metazoa, Arthropoda, Insecta, Diptera, Drosophilidae. The record is from RefSeq and is a predicted model, not a curated record. The coding region runs from base 118 to 3651 and encodes 1177 amino acids.